UAGCAUUAGCAACACAUAGCUAGGCGGAGGCGCAACAAGCUCCCACUGAACGCCGAAAUAAGUACACUAUUUUGAUUUUUUUCCUUGGAAUUUGCGAAACUAGUUUAUGAAUUUUUAUCCCUGGACUAACAGUUAAACCUGACGUGGCCCAAAAGAUAUGGUGAUGGCGUGGUCAUGUGUACAGCCAGCACUGUGUGUGUGGAGAUGGUUUUAACAGACGCUGUUCUGGAGGACUCAGGAACACUGCACUGGCCUGGAGAAGCCUCAUAAACAAACAUACACGUACACAACACACACACACCUGUACACAAGGAGAUUUGCACACACACCACGCCACCGCCGUGCCUUGAGAAAGGACACAGACGCACGGACACAUAACACAAGCUUCACCUGAAGCCACGCACACAUAUACACUGUGUGUGUGUGUGUGUGUGUGUUUGCCUCGUCACACAAACAUUGGUUGAACAUUUUCUUCAUUCCCGUCUGUCCCAUCUCCACCGCCACCAUGCCAAGGUCCACCAUCCGCCGGCAGAUGAAGAACAUGGUGAACAACUACUCUGACGCAGAGAAAAAAGUCAGAGAGGCCACUUCCAAUGACCCCUGGGGCCCGUCGUCUUCACUCAUGUCCGAGAUCGCCGACCUCACCUACAAUGUGGUCGCUUUCAGCGAGAUCAUGAGCAUGAUCUGGAAAAGGCUCAACGACCACGGCAAGAACUGGCGCCAUGUCUACAAGGCGCUCACGCUGCUCGACUACCUGAUCAAGACGGGCUCGGAGCGAGUGGCGCUGCAGUGCAAAGAGAACAUCUUCGCCAUCCAGACUUUGAAGGACUUCCAGUACAUUGACAGAGAUGGCAAAGACCAGGGCAUAAACGUCAGGGAGAAGAGCAAGCAGCUUGUGGUUCUACUCAAAGACGAGGAUCGUCUCAAAGGAGAGAGGUCUCAGGCUUUGAAGACUAAAGAGCGUAUGGCCCAGGUGUCCACCGGGAGCAGUCAGAUGGGCUUUGGCCGAGGCUCAUCUCAGCCUAACCUCUCCACUUCCUAUAGUGAAGAGUACGGCAGGUCAGAGGGCUCACCUGCAUCCUACCAUGGCUCCACGUCUCCCAACGCGGGUUCAGAACUGGAGCAGGCCAGACCUCAGACCAGCGGAGAGGAGGAGCUCCAGCUGCAACUGGCUCUGGCCAUGAGCAGAGAGGCUGCAGAGCAGGAGGAGCGCAUACGCAGAGGGGACGACCUGAGACUACAGAUGGCCUUGGAGGAGAGUAAGAAAGGAGGAUCAGAUUCAGCAAAACUGCCCAAGAAGAAGAGAGAGCCACAGUCAACUUUGAUGGAUCUGAUGGAUGUCCCAGAGCCUGGUGCCAGUGCUGACCCCUGGGGCGCAGGGGCCGGAGCGGGAGCGGGAGCCGGAGCCGGAGCCGGGGCAGCCGCUGCAUCAGAAGACCCCUGGCAGUCUUAUGGGUCUGCACCUAAGCCAGCAGCCCCAGUGGACCCAUGGGGUGCUACUCCUUCUGUCCCACCCAUGAAGAGCAGUGAUCCCUGGGCAUCAAACUCCACUCCUGCCGCCGAUCCCUGGAGCUCUGCAGCUGCCCGCCCUAAGACUUCCAACACAGGUAGCUUUGACCUGUUCAGUGCAUCCAACGGUACGUCUAAAGAGGACUUCUCAGAAUUUGACAGCCUGCGCUCUUCCUCCUCUGUUCCCACUGGUGAUGGGGGCGUAGCAUCCUCUCUCCCCUCCCAAGGCAGUCUCGCUAGCAGCGGCAGCCUGGACCUCUUUGACCCCCUGCCCACCUCCACGUCUACAUCUGCCAACCCAACUAGAAAGACCCCAGAGUCCUUCCUGGGUCCCAAUGCUGCUCUGGUCAAUCUGGACUCUCUGGUGACCAAACCAGCCCAGCCUGCGCCGGUCAUCAAUCCGUUCUUAGCUUCAACAGGUGGCUCUGCUCCAGCUCCAGCAGCCCACGCCAACCCCUUCCAAGUGAGCCAGCCAGCCCCUCCCACCCUCAACCAGAUGCGCGUCAGCCCCAUGCCCGCCAGCUUCGGCAUGGCCGAGCCCAUGGCCAUCUCCUCGCUGCCCGCGCAGCCCAUCACCAUGGUCCCCCUGGCAGGCAUGACCCCCAUGGCCCGCGUCAUGCCUGGAAUGGGGGUCGGCACUGUCGGAGGCGUGGGGAUGUCCAUGCCCCAGCCGCUGAUGAGCAUGCCGCCCCAGGCUGGAACGCAGCCCCCCGGAACCACCAACCCUUUCCUUUUGUGAGGGGGCGUCCGGGGGACGACUUGCCCCAGAGUUACCCUCUCUCUCUUUCUCCCUCUUCUACUUUGGCUCCUUAAGAAGCUUCAAAACGAACAAGGAGAUCCCAUUUAUCCCUUUAUAACCAACUCCCGGCCAGGUCGUAGUCCCAUCCUGGCCUCCUCUCCAACUUAACACUCCUUUACUCCUUCCUCCUCCGUCUCUUUGUCUCAGUGCUACAAGCUGCCUAGUCCUGUGUGUUCCAUACUGAUCUGACGAUGAUGUUGAUGACCACAACAAGUUUGCAUCUAUCUACAGACCUACAGAGUAGCAGUGGUGUUUACAGUUUUUCCACAGAGGCGGGACGGUCUCUCCUCCCCCGUCUCCUUCACUCGCCUCCUCUCCCUUACUUCUUCCCUUAGGACUGCUCUUUUCUUCCUCUGUGGUGGAGUGACAGCAGAGUCUGACCAUACUAACGCCAGGAUCUUAUCUCUUCAGUAGAGCUAAUCUUUUAUAAGCCCUGUCAGCUGUUGUGUGUGUGUGUGUGUGUGUGAUUGUGUGUGUGCGUGUGCGUGAGUGAGUGAGUGUGAGUGCACAUCUCAGUACUUUUACACUGUGUAUAUUCCAGCGUGUUUUACUUACACACACUGGAGUACGGAUGAGAGAUGGUCAGAUGUGUUUAUACUCUUGUGUGUGUACGUCUGUGUUACUAAGCAGGGAUUUUGCACAAUUUUUUGUCUAUUUUUGUUUUUCUUUCUGCGACUGUUGGGCUCACCGUUACACCUUAGCUAAGGGAGGGAGGCUAGCCGCUAAAAAAAUGGCUCCGAUGACACACACUGCCUCGGCUCUCGGUACCACUCAGUCACAACUCUCGUCUGGUCACUUCCCGUCAACCUGGACCUUUUUUUCCCCCGACCCUGAACUUUGACCUACAGCGGUCGCGGGAUUAACAAUGAACUCUUAUCAAAGGGGGUGAACCCCUUGUUUUAGGGGUAAUUUUUGUCUGUAUGUGUGUGUGUGUGCUCACGCGCAGGUGUACUGUUAAUGCUCAGAUACUAACAGCCACAUGUUGAUGUAUUUGUCACUAAGUCUCCCCUCCAGUGUGUUUCGAGAAAAAGACAUGAACUGCGAUGGCAUCAGUAUUUUGCUAUCUGAACAUAUGGAUGCAGUGAGGCAUCGUGGGACAGUUUUUUUUGUUUCUUUUGAGUUUGUUUCUAGGGUCAAAGGGAAGAGGGCGGGUUGUGUGUGUGGUGUGUGUGUGUGCAGUUUGCAUGAGAGAUAGCUUCCAAGUGUACAUUAAUGAGCAAGUUUUUAUUUUCUCACUCCGUAAAGUAGAAACUGACUUAGAAAAGUUUCUUUCUGAAGUGUGAGUCCAAACAGGGGGCUUAAUGUAGACUGCAGCCUUAAAGGGACAGUUCAAGUUUGUUGAAUUUAGGUUGUUUGUGGUACUUUUUUUACAGUUAGUGUAUUAUGUAACAGUCUACUGUGGCUGGCACGUCCCCAGUUUGGAGUUUGCCAGUUCGACACAAAAGCUAAGCAGCGUGCUGCUGUGGGUCAGCAACAAAACAUAUUUUAGCCACUUAAAAAAAGUUCCACCAAAAAAAAAAGAAAAUCAAUGUCAGUAUUAGCGUGUGCUAUAUUAGUAUUUCCACAGCUUUACCUUCACCACCGACACUUCAGUUCCCCAGAUAUGCACUCGUCAAAGCCACCAGACUCCACUGACAAAAACAUUCAUUUUAGCUUUCUGAACAUGAGAGCUGCUGGUCCACUGCUGCUUUAGUCAGCAGGUUAGUUCGUCUUAUUGUGUGACUUUGGUGAAUCCAAACUAACGUUUUUAAACACCAGAGUCACACAAUAACACAC
This is a messenger RNA of Plectropomus leopardus (leopard coralgrouper), 4084 nucleotides long. RefSeq names its product epsin 2 (gene epn2). The record is from RefSeq and is a predicted model, not a curated record. Gene Ontology annotation, molecular function: phospholipid binding; clathrin binding. Gene Ontology annotation, biological process: endocytosis. Lineage: Eukaryota; Metazoa; Chordata; Actinopteri; Perciformes; Serranidae. Gene Ontology annotation, cellular component: plasma membrane; clathrin vesicle coat; endosome.